AUUUUGCCUAUUUUGGAUUCAUUUGGAUAUUGUUGGCUGUUUUGUGUGUAUUUUUUAAAACUUUUGUUUGUCAUUUGUAAAUUUUAUAAAUUUACCACAAUGCAAAGUGAUUACCUAUUUAAGGAAAUUAUUAUUGGAAACUCCGCAGAUGUUUUAGAAAGAUAUUCAUUGAAGCUGAAAAUAAUUGGAGAUUUAGAUCCAUAUACAAUUCAGUCAUCAGAAUUGGAUUUUACAGUGCAAUCCAUCAAUUACUGUCAUAAUGCUAUUAUAGAUAGACUGGUAGAGUCUCACAGUUACUACUUUAAGCAGCAGAUGAAAGCAUACAAAAGCCUUCAGGCACAUAAAAGCCUUCACAACUGGAUUUGUUUUGAAACAUUUGAUGUUUUGAUGAUUUUUAUAUUAUUGUUGGAAAGGUGAAGAAUUCCCAAAAAGCUAAUGCUAAACCACUAGAUGCUUGGGUGGUAGCCAGUUCCAAUGGCAUAGCAAAUGCACAUUGUAUGUGUAUUGCCGGUAAUAGUGAAGUUUGCAGCCAUAUUGCAGCAAUCUUAUUUGCAGCUGAGUAUGCCCACAGCAAGACAGAAGAAGAAGAACCCAAUGCAUGUACAUAUGUUACAGCUAUGUACAUUCUCUGGUGAAAAACUAAUGAGUUUUCAAGCUGUUCAGUCAGAGUGCUUGUUGCGCUCUCUAAACGAACUGAAAUAUAAGACGGCUUUGGCUUCAUGUUGCAGCGAUAUGAAAAUGGUGUCUGUGGAUCUUUUUGUAUGCAAAAAUUUGUAAUAAUUAUUUGAAAUCAUUUUGAGGAUUAUAAGAGUAUGGAUUUUUUUUUUGCCAGUUGGCAAAAAACUGGCAAAAAUCAGCACAAAACCGUGAAGUGUGGAAACAAUUGGGGGAGACCUAUGUCCAGCAGUGGACGUAAAUUGGUUGGAUGAUGAUGAAGAGUAUGGAAAUAUAAAUGUGAGAACACAGACUAUUAUAGUUUUGUUCUACUUUUUAUCAUUCAAUCGUCUUCUUUAAAAUUUAUAAAUAUAAAGCAGAUAGUUUUCAUUGAAAUUCAAUAUAUUGGGUCUUAUUUGUAUAUAUUCAUCUUUGACUAAAGGUACGAUUCCGAUAACGACUGCAGACAGCAACUACAAACAUCAGUUGCAGUUCUCGGCGUUAUGGACGUUACUACUUUGCACUAUUUAUCUGUAUGAGACUGAUUUCGACAUCUGACUGCAACUACUGUCCGGCAGAACGUCAGUUGCUAAUAAUUAUGCAAAUUAUUAGUGCAAAAUAAUGACGUCUGUCAUGGUGACAACUGUAACUGCCAUCUGCAGUCGUUGUCGGAAUCGUACCUU
This is a messenger RNA of Diabrotica virgifera virgifera (western corn rootworm), 1337 nucleotides long. RefSeq lists its product as uncharacterized. Lineage: Eukaryota; Metazoa; Arthropoda; Insecta; Coleoptera; Chrysomelidae. The transcript has 4 exons. The coding region runs from base 100 to 417 and encodes 105 amino acids. The record is from RefSeq and is a predicted model, not a curated record.